UGGACAACUACAGACCAACGACAUAACCUGCAGACCGAAAACCCUUCACAAGCAUCGACCUUACUUAGCGCCACCGUAACACCUUCAUCAUGGUUAAGGCAGUAUUCGGAGGUGGUUCCUUCAUAGAAGAUGGCACCCUAGUCAGCUUCAACACCACAGAUAAGGUCGCCGAGGCCAUAGAGGUCCUGCUCGCAUCAGGCGUUACCACAAUCGACACUGCCCGCAUCUACCCUGGCUCGGAAGCCGCCAUCGGCAAACAAGAGAAGCGCACGCAGUUCGACAUCGACACCAAGAUCCCUGGCGGCCUUGAGCCAGACACAGCAAACAAGGACACCAUCGUCGAGCACGUAAAAGAAGCUCUCCAGAAAGUCAACAUCAAGCAGUUCGAUAUCCUCUACAUCCACUGUCCCGACCCAGACAUCCCCCUUGCCGACACACUUGCCGGUAUCAAUGAAGCGCACAAGCAAGGCUUCUUCAAGCGCUUCGGGCUAAGCAACUACGCACCGCAGGACGUUCAGCGCGUGUACGACUUGGCGAAGGAGAAGGGCUACCCGCUUCCCGAAGUCUACCAGGGCAACUACAACCCCGUCGCGCGCCACCUGGAGAAGGACCUCUUCCCCGUGCUGCGCGAGCUCGGCAUCAUCUUCUACGCUUACUCGCCCCUCGCCGGCGGUUUCCUUACCAAAUCCGCCGCCGACCUUGACGCGGGUGCUGGUCGCUUCAACGAUGAAGCGCUCGGUGGUAUGUACAGCGGCAUGUACGACAAGCCUGCUCUGCGCGAGGGGUUGAAGGAGUGGAGCAAGAUUGCUGAGAAGGAGGGGCUUAGUAAGGCGGAGUUGGCGUAUAAGUGGGUUGCGCAUCACUCUGCGCUGACAGAGGGUGAUGGUGUAAUCUUUGGCGCGAGCAAGUUGAGCCAGAUCGAGCAGACAGCUGCUAAUAUUAAGAAUGGCAAGCUGAGCGACGAGGCGGUGAAGAGUAUCGAUCAUUUGUGGGAGACUGUCAAGGCGGAGGCGCCGGUGGAUAACUAUAUUUGGUUCAAGGGGAGUAAGGCGUAG
Messenger RNA from Macroventuria anomochaeta, 1055 nucleotides. RefSeq names its product aflatoxin B1 aldehyde reductase-like protein member 2. Lineage: Eukaryota; Fungi; Ascomycota; Dothideomycetes; Pleosporales; Didymellaceae. The record is from RefSeq and is a predicted model, not a curated record. The transcript has a single exon. The coding region runs from base 90 to 1055 and encodes 321 amino acids.